Fundulus heteroclitus (mummichog) is the source of this 1986-nucleotide messenger RNA. RefSeq lists its product as uncharacterized. The transcript has 6 exons. The record is from RefSeq and is a predicted model, not a curated record. NCBI's taxonomy places the organism in Eukaryota, Metazoa, Chordata, Actinopteri, Cyprinodontiformes, Fundulidae. Bases 103 to 726 code for a protein of 207 amino acids.
AAGACAGAUCUUCCUCUGCAACCUCAGACCAGAAGGACUCACAACUAAUUAGUACAGAUAUAUCAUAUUAAGGAAUUCAGAGAAAACCAUACAAGGAACAAAAUGAGACACCUCUGUGUGCCACUUUUUCUGGUGAUAAUAUCAGGAGUCCCCACACAAACAGCAGAUAAGGUCAGAGCUGUUGUAGGUUACGAAGGGGACGAUGUCAUUCUGCCAUGCAACUGUGUGAAUAGAAACUUGAAAGAAGGAUUUAAGUGGAAGACUGAAAAUCCAGAAACACUGAUUUUCAAAGUCGAACCAACUGAAGAGAUUAAUUGGGGAAACUACAAAACCAGGGUUGUGAUGUUUGUGAAUGAGAGCAGCAGUAACUGCUCUAUCCUCCUGAAGAAAAUCACAGAGGAUGACAAAAAGACCUACACAUGCAGUUUUAAGAUGAAAGAAGUGCACAAGGUUCAUGCAGUAAAUCUGAAAGUCAUGCAACGACCAGCUACAAGAUCUACAGCUACAAGAUCUACAGUUCCUGCAGCUAUCCCUACUAAAGACUCUCAAAGAGGUAUCGUCCCAAGCGAACCACCCAAGCCUCCCAGGCAGUACUUCACAAUCAUUCCAGUAGUUGCCCUUCUUCUGAUCGUGGGUUACCUCGGGAAUAUUUAUCUCAAACACAGAAGGAACUGGGGAGCUCCUGACCAAGGAGAUACACCACUUUCCUCUGAGGACAACGUCUAAUACAGCUGCAAUCUCCUCGUCUCAUUACAAACCCACUGAGAUACAGAUUUAUUCUGAUCUACCAAUAACAAGAAAACCACUAGCAGAUAAGGUUUAAUCACACUGAUAACAUGAACAUACUGCCUGGUUCUGACAGGAAGCCUUUGGUCCCCCUGUAAUCAGUUAAAUGUAAUCUUUACCUAAAACACCAGUGCAGUCAUUCUCUCUGAAGACAGCAGCAUGACUUAAAGCUUGCAGUCAUCUCCAGAUGGAUUUGCCACUCAUUCUGACCGGAUGCAUCUGCACAAAGCUAAUGAAACGUCUGCUGACGUAAUUCUCUACACACAGGAAGUAACCAGGCCUCUGCCAGCAUCACGCUGCUAAACACCUCAUUUCCCAGAGAUCUUUGCGUUGUGUUGUUUUUUUAACAUGUCGUGGAAGAUUGUUACACUUUUUUUUUAAGUUUUACAGAAUUAAACUAAGCUGAUAAAGUAAUAGACAGAUGCAAAAAAAAAAGCUAUAGUAAUGAAAAUGUACAUAAACAAGAGGAACAUAAAAUGAAUCUAUUUCCAUUUCUAUCAUAAGAAAAAUAACUGUUUCUUUUUUCUGUACAUAUGUGUGAAUAUGAAAAGGAUCUUUAUGGGCAAUGAGUGAUUAUUGGAUAAUUCAUACUUACUUCAGUCGUUAUAGGUUGAUGUAAAUAACUGUGUAGCAACCAUUAGUUGAAACUGACUUCCAAAGAAAAACAUUUUGAUAUUUAAUAAAAUAUUUUGAACAAUGGGAGCUGGACUCCAGUAAAGGUGCACUAAGAAAACAGUAGAUUAAGGUAUUUAUGUAUAUGAGCUUUAUCGGGGUCAUCCAAGGCAAACUGCUGAUUCAGAUCAUGGAGUUUUUUUUUUUUAAUGGAGGUAGUAAAAUUGUGAAUAAAAGGUCAGGGUUAGCAAAGUCUUAAAAAGGGAAAAGCCAACAAUAACUCUUCCUUCUGCUCAGGGACAAAGGAAAAAGUCCAGCUGUCACACAAUAUGGGAAAAUAAUGUUCAAAUGGGUACAUAAAGCUGAGAAAAGGUGCUAAUUAAAAUCCAGUUAGAGAAAGUCUGAUGACAUUCAGCUCUCUGUGAGCAGCUGCAACUGGUAACUAAAAAAAUGCACUGUGAGCCAUUAAAUGUGGUCAGACGAUUUUCUGUACGUUUUCUUUUUUUUUUUUUUUUUUGCCAGGAUCUAAAAGACUGAUGCAUAAAGUGUGUAUGUAAGCAUGUUUUUAAUAAAAGGUUAUUUCCUUUU